UUCAUCGAAGAUUUUGUUUUUCUGUUUUUCUGUUUUUCUCUGUAGCACAUUUGAUUGGCGAUUCACGGACUUUGGGCUUAUCAACUGUUCUUGUUCAAUAUUUUAAAAAUAGUUAAUUUUCAAACAUGGCUGAUGCAAACAAAGUCAAAGCUCUUGCUGCCAAAGAGAAGGGUAAUGCUGCCUACAAGGAUAAACGCUUUGAAGAGGCCAUCAAAUUUUAUGAUGAGGCUAUCUCUCUGGACCCUACCGACAUGACAUUCCUUUUAAACAAAGCUGCGGUUCGAAUUGAACAAAAAGAUUUUGAUCAAUGCAUCAAAGAUUGUGAAAAGGCUGUUGAAGUUGGUCGUGAAAAUAGAGCUGAUUUUAAAGUUAUAGCUAAAGCUUAUGCCAGAAUGGCCUUAGCUUUUCAUAGACAAGAUGAUCUAGAAAGUGCUAAAAAGUACUAUGAAAAGUCUUUAACCGAGCAUCGAACACCGGAAACAAGAGCUAAGCUUUCGGAUGUUGAAAAGGCUAUAAAGGAUAAAGAAAGAAAAGCUUACGUUAACCCUGAAAUUUCCUUAGAGGAAAAGACUAAGGGAAAUGAAUGUUUCUCCAAAGGAGACUAUCCAGGAGCCAUACAGCAUUAUACUGAAGCUAUUAAACGAAAUCCCGAGGAUGCUAAGAUUUACAGCAAUCGAGCUGCUUGUUAUCAAAAAUUAGCUGAAUUUAAGUUAGCCCUUCAAGACUGCGAAGACUGUAUAAAACUCGAUCCUACUUUUGUCAAGGGUCACGUGAGGAAGGGAAUGGCUCUUUAUGCUCUUAAGGAAUUUACUAAAGCUUCAUCUGCUUUCCAGAAGGCGCUUGAGAUUGAUUCAAAUUGUCAAGAAGCUGUUGAAGGAUAUCGUAAAUGCACAAUGGCUUCAAUGUCUAACCCAGAAGAAGUUCGGGCUCGUGCUAUGUCCGAUCCAGAAGUCCAAAAAAUUUUAGGUGAUCCUGCUAUGAGAUUAAUCUUAGAGCAAAUGCAGAAUGAUCCAAAGGCUCUCCAAGAUCAUUUGCGUAACCCAGAAGUGGCUGCUAAAAUUGAGAAACUAAUCGAAGCUGGUCUGAUCGGUAUCCGUUGAGUUCCAUGAAAUCAAAAACAGAACUUCUUAAUUGAUCCUACUAAAAAGUAUGUUCUGUCAACAUUAAGCUAGCAUAUUGAAUUAUAUUAAUAUGCGUCGAUAAACACAAACAGCUUGUAAACAAAGCUUAUAAAUUGUUUUUUAUACCAAAAAAUGGUCGUUUCAAGUCAUUAGUACUUUGAAAAAUAUAAACUUUCUUCUCUUUUAGUUUCAAAAGAUA
Molecule: messenger RNA, 1320 nt
Organism: Tetranychus urticae (two-spotted spider mite)
Lineage: Eukaryota; Metazoa; Arthropoda; Arachnida; Trombidiformes; Tetranychidae
Gene: Stip1
Product: Stress-induced phosphoprotein 1
Molecular function (GO): Hsp90 protein binding
Source: RefSeq, a predicted model, not a curated record